AUGGCAGCCGUCGCGCCUCGCAAAUGCAGCGGCCUCGAUUGCGCCAACGAUGCGGGAACCUUACAGUGUCCCACCUGUUUGAAGAUGGGCACCGACAGCUUCUUCUGCUCACAAGAUUGCUUCAAGCGUAGCUGGGCCUCCCACAAGACAGUCCACAAAACCAAGACUACCGGCCAAUACAAUCCCUUCCCUACGUUCCCUUUCACCGGAUCGCUGAGACCAGUGUAUCCCCUUUCACCACACCGAGCCGUUCCAGAGUCCAUCCCGCGCCCCGAUUAUGCCGGAGAUGGUAUUCCACGAUCCGAGCAGAAGUUUGUCGGCCGACACAACAUUACGAUAUUGAAUAAGGAAGAGCAAGAAGGCAUGAGGAAAGUGUGCCGCUUGGCGAGGGAAGUAUUGGAUAUUGCAGCUGCAGAAAUCAAGCCAGGUGUCACGACGGAUUACAUUGACGAAGUCGUCCACAAGGCGUGCCUUGAACGUGAUUCAUACCCCUCCCCUCUCAACUACGUACAUUUCCCGAAAUCCGUCUGCACAUCAGUGAAUGAGACUAUUUGCCACGGUAUCCCCGAUCAACGACCCCUACAGGACGGCGAUAUUGUGAACAUCGACGUGACUUUAUACCAUGGCGGAUUCCACGGCGAUUUGAACGAAACCUACUACGUUGGUGACAAGGCCAAGGCAAGCCCCGAUGCUGUCAGAGUGGUUGAAACAGCCCGAGAAUGCUUGGACCAGUCCAUCGCGCUGGUCAAGCCAGGCAUGCUCUUCCGAGACCCUGGAAACGUCAUCGAAAAACACGCCAAGUCCAGGAACUGUAGCGUUGUAAAGAGCUACUGUGGCCAUGGAAUCAACCAAUUGUUCCAUUGUGCACCGAAUAUUCCUCAUUACGCCAAGAACAAGACGGUUGGAGCCGCCAAACCGGGAAUGUGUUUCACCAUUGAGCCCAUGAUCAACCUUGGUACACAUAAGGACAAGACCUGGCCGGAUGAUUGGACUAGUGUCACCGCGGAUGGUUCUUUGUCUGCGCAAUUUGAACACACCCUUCUUGUUACUGAGGACGGCGUCGAGGUCUUGACGGCUCGACUCCCGAAUUCCCCCGGUGGCCCAGUUCCAAUGCCCAAGUCUGCUCAGGUAGAGACCACAGCAUGA
Messenger RNA from Talaromyces marneffei, 1146 nucleotides. RefSeq lists its product as uncharacterized. The coding region runs from base 1 to 1146 and encodes 381 amino acids. The record is from RefSeq and is a predicted model, not a curated record. Gene Ontology annotation, molecular function: metalloaminopeptidase activity. The transcript is spliced from 4 exons. Gene Ontology annotation, biological process: proteolysis. NCBI's taxonomy places the organism in Eukaryota, Fungi, Ascomycota, Eurotiomycetes, Eurotiales, Trichocomaceae.